AUGUCACUCUCUUCACAACAAUCAAAAGAUUUGGAGUCUAAAUACUCUGCACAUAAUUAUCAUCCAUUACCAGUUGUAUUCCAUAAAGCCCAGGGGGCUCAUGUUUGGGAUCCAGAAGGUAAUGAAUACUUAGAUUUCCUUAGUGCUUAUUCUGCAGUUAACCAAGGUCAUUGUCAUCCAAAAAUUAUAAAAGCACUUACUGAUCAAGCUCAAAUUUUAACACUAAGUUCUCGUGCGUUUCAUAAUGAUAAAUUUUCAGAAUUUGCCAAAUUUAUUACAGAUUAUUUCCAAUAUGAAAUGGUAUUACCAAUGAAUACUGGUGUUGAAGCUGUGGAAACUGGUAUUAAAUUAGCAAGAAGAUGGGGUUAUAUCAAGAAAGGUAUCCCAAAUAAUGAAGCUAUUAUCCUUAGUGCUUCAAAUAAUUUCCAUGGUAGAACUCUUGGUGUUAUUUCAAUGAGUACUGAUCCGGAUGCUACUACAAAAUUUGGUCCUUUUUUACCAAAAACUGGUCCAUUGAUACCAGGUACUGAUGAUAAGCUCUUGAGAUAUGGUGUUAUUGAAGAUGUUGAAUUGGCAUUCCAAAAUGCAGGUGAUAAAAUUUCUGCUAUCUUAUUAGAACCAAUCCAAGGUGAAGCUGGUAUUGUUGUACCACCAAAAGACUACUUUACCCAAGUUCAAAAACUUUGUAAACAAUAUAAUGUCUUGCUUAUUGCUGAUGAAAUUCAAACUGGUAUUGCAAGAACAGGAAAAUUAUUAUGUUAUGAACAUUAUCCAGAAGUUAAACCUGAUAUUGUCCUUUUAGGUAAAGCUAUUUCAGGUGGUGUAUUACCAGUUAGUGCUGUUUUAUCAUCAAGGGAAAUUAUGUUAACUUUAGAACCAGGUUCUCAUGGUUCAACAUAUGGUGGUAAUCCUCUAAGUUCAGCAGUUGCAAUUGCAGCAUUAAAAGUGGUUCAAGAAGAAAAUUUAGUAUCAAGAGCAGAAUCAUUAGGUUCAUUUUUCAAAAAAGAGUUAAUUAAAUUACAAUCAAAAUUUCCUAAUGUGAUUACAGAAGUUCGUGGUGUUGGUUUAUUAACAGCUAUUGUAAUUGAUCCAAAGGGAACAGGGGGGAAAACUGCAUGGGAUUUAUGUCUUUUAAUGAAGGAUUUUGGAGUUUUAGCUAAACCUACUCAUGAUGAUAUUAUUAGAUUGGCUCCUCCUUUGGUUAUAAGUGAAGAAGAUUUAUUGAAAGGUGUUGAAGGUAUUGAAAAGGGGUUGGAGAAAUUGAUAAAAUAG
Molecule: messenger RNA, 1272 nt
Organism: Hansenula ciferrii
Lineage: Eukaryota; Fungi; Ascomycota; Saccharomycetes; Phaffomycetales; Wickerhamomycetaceae
Gene: CAR2
Product: ornithine-oxo-acid transaminase
Exons: 1
Coding region: 1-1272 (423 amino acids)
Cellular component (GO): cytoplasm
Molecular function (GO): identical protein binding; L-ornithine transaminase activity; pyridoxal phosphate binding
Source: RefSeq, a predicted model, not a curated record